CCUCGGUUGCAGCAACCUUUGACGCUUCCCCUCGCUGGUGCUUUAAAUACAGAGAGGAGGAAGGCGGAGGGUCGCAGCUGAGCCAAAGCCCGGCAGCCCUCGGGACGGGGCCGUCGCCUUUCCUUGGUCUCGGCAUGUGGCUCAAGGCCACCAUCCUCCUCCUCCUCCUCCUCCUCCUCUUCCGGACCAGCCAAGGGAACCAGGAUUGCACUUUGAACAAGAGCUGCCCUUAUCAAGACAUGUACACGAGGACCCGAGAUGUCACAGAGAUCCCUAAGUCAGUAGCUCCCAUUAUCACCGAAAUGUUCUUUGUGGACACCAGCAUUGUAGAAAUCAGACAGGGAGCCUUCCUGAACAUGUCUAACCUAGUGAGAAUUGAAUUUAUAAACAGCAAGAUUAAAAGAGUUGAAGCAGGAGCAUUUGAUAACUUGGAGAAAUUGAUGGAUUUGGAAAUCACUGGGGCUGAGUUAGAGGAUCUCCCUUUGGGCACCUUCCGGUCCCUGGGUCGCUUGCGGAAAGUGAGCCUGAGGGACUCCCAGAUAAGAAGGAUUGAAAAAGGACUCUUCGAUAGUCUUGGGGACUUGGAAGAGAUUUAUCUGCAUUGGAAUGAAAUUGCGUCUCUCCCCGAUGGAGUUUUUGAUGGGCUCCCUAAACUCUCCUUGUUACAGUUGGGGUGGAACCAGAUUUCCAACUUCUCACAGGAUAUUUUCCAGCAGCUAACCCAGUUGAAGAUUCUCCGGUUGCAGAAUAACCAGAUAGGGAGUCUAGGGGAGGGGAGUCUGGACAGCCUGCAGGAGCUGGUGGAGCUCAAUCUUGAAAGCAACAGGCUCCAGAUUCUCCCGCCCAACUUGCUAAGACGGCUGGUCAAUCUGGAGAGGAUUUUUCUGGGCAAGAACUCGAUUGAAGUUCUCCCAGAUGAGAUCUUCCUUGGACUGAGAAAAGUGAAACAGCUGAAUGUGGCUUCCAACCACUUGAAAGCCUUCCCGCCCUUGGGGGCCCUAGGGCUGCUGAAGGAGCUGGACCUGAGCAGGAACAAGAUCUCCUCCCUGGAGAAUUUGGCGGUGGCUUCUCUCCCGUCCCUGACAACUCUUAAGCUUCAAGGAAACCUCCUGGAAACCAUCCCCACAGGUCAGCUGGACCAAUUGGGAAAACUCUCUUCCCUGUAUCUUGGAGACAAUCCGUGGAAGUGUGACUGUCACCUUCUCUAUCUUCAUCAGUGGAUAAACAUUAAUGCCAAAAGAAUAAAGGAUGCCAAAAAGUUAACCUGUAGAAGCCCAGGAGACCUGGCUGGCAAAAAAGUGAGCUCACUGUCAACAGACCAGCUGGUCUGUUUAACAGCCACACCUAUUUUAGCCACCUUCAAAACCACCCCGUUGCCCACCUCCACUUCUCCCACCCCAGCAAGGAGAAGUACAGCCGGUGCCUCAGCUGAGCCCCCCAUGCUGCAGGAGGCCACCACCACGUCUCAGGCCUCAGCCACAGUUCCUCAGACCCAUCCUACAAAAAGCACACAAAUCAUUACCAGCGGGCCUACAACCACCCCCACAAGCACCCAAACCCCAACUUCAAGCUCCCCCUUCACCCCCACUCAGAGUUCCACCUCAGCCAGGACAAGUCCUGAAAUCACAAGUCAUCAAGCCACAACUUCCAUAAAUUCUUCAACCACAAACAAAGAUACCAUAACUGUCUCUGAGAUUUCUUCCACAAUCCAUGAAAUAAUUUCCACAAAUACUCCAGCCACAACCAAAGAAGCCACAACUCUCACUGAAUUGCCAUUCACAACCCUUCAACACCCAACUUCCAUGACUUCUCCAACCACAACCAAAGACACCACAACUGUCUCUGAGAUUUCCACAACUCCUGAAAUAAUUUCCACAAAUACUCCAACCACAACCAAAGAUGCCACAACUGUCACCGAAUUGCCUUCCCCAACGCUUCAAGCCACAACUUCCAUGAGUUCUCCAACCACAACCCAAAGUGCCACAGCUGUCUCUGAGAUUUAUUCCGUAAGCCACCAGUUCACCUCUUGUACAGACACUCUGACCACAGACGAUGAACCGGGUACCCGAGCCACGGAAGCCUCUGUGCCCUGGGGCACUCCCACCAAGGUACGCCCCACUGCUCUAACUAACAUCAGCUCAGCAACAACCUAUGAACAGUUUACAGUCCCCAAGAGAUCCACAGAAAGCCAGGAUCCCCCCACUGGCAGUCCUGUGAUCGCCACAUCAUUCGUGUGUAGCUCCAGACACUCCGCGCCAGACCCAUCCACCAGGCAAGCCAUGACCAUGCCCGGCCCCACAGCCCCCAGGGUGACGCUGGCACAGAUGCCUGUUGCAGGCUCAGCCCUGGCACUUCCAUCUGCAGCAGAGCUCCCCUUUUGCCCUUCCUCUUCUCUCCCUUCUUUGCCCCCGAGUGUUGGGAGCCCCCUUUUCCCCAACCGCACUGCCCUUCUGCCACAGCACCAGGCCUGGGGCUCCCUGCUGAGCUCCAACUCCCUGUAUUGCCAAGUGUUCCUCUUGCUGUAUCUCUCCAUGCUCUCUGUGGCCAUCUUCUGUGCAGUCGUCUUAGGGCGCCUGGCCUACGUGCUCCACAAAGCCACGGAGUCGGUCCAGUUGCAUUCCAGGACAGUGAGAUUGGUGCACGUCAAGGCCAGGCGAGGGAGUGAGUGAAGGGUGGUGGCAGAAAAGCAGCCCAGCCAUCUCAGCUCUUGCCUCCUGGGACGUCCACUGACACCCAGGGCAGAGGGCCCUGCGCUGGGCUGCCUCUUAAUUCUGCCACCUUCUGGACCCCAAGGGAGAGGGCAGAUGGGGAAACUGAGUCUGCCAGCUGUAGCCCUACCUUAUCCUCUCCACGAUGUGGUGGGGCUAUUAUAAUGCACUUGUGGUAGUAAAAGGUCUCCCAUACCACAGACAUAGAACCUCUGAGAUGCCCCCUGUCCCACUACCUAUUAAUCCCCCCCCCCCGCAUCAGGAAACCUUUACAGCCAGCUGGAUGAACCCUGAGUGGCGACAAGAGGAAGACUGCUUCUAUUAUUAGCAUUAGGGGCAUUGGGGGCCCAGGGAAGCAGACUGCUUCUAUUCACUGGCCAGGUGUAUCUCGGAGCCUUCCUAAGGACGAGGUCACAGGGGUGGGUUUAUCUAAAACCGUUCAAGCCCAGGCUGUGAUUCCACUGGGUCUGCCUCUUCCUUUGCCAUGCAGCCUUUUGAUCCCCUUUUGGAUCAAGGCUCUCAGCAAGCGCCAAAACCGUGUGGAGGGCCCACUGCAUGCAUGCUAAUAAAAAGAGAGCGUUAGAUCUUCAAAGUGAUUUGGUUGUUUAGAGUGACUGCAGCCCACUGACUGUGGGGAUGGGGUUGAAGAGCACUCAAAAGCUUCGCUUGGUCCAAAAUACACCCACCUAAUUAUUGGCCAAUCCAAAUGUAGGAUCCCUGCGCCCUGAGCCCCCACUGGUGUCCAGCGGAGGGCAGUUCCAGGUGUUGGAGGGUCACCUGUGUGGGUUGAGAUGCAGUACCUUCAAGGCUACCCUCUCCUUUGGAUGGUAGGAGUUUACGUUUCCUCUGGUUGCCUUUUCUGUUUCCUGCGUUUUAUUGCUGGAAACCACCAAGAGUGUUGGGAGUGCAGAAAUACACUGAUAAAUAAACAAGCAAGCGCCUGGGAUUAAUCCCACCUGGGUGUUUUCUGCUGCUCUUUGGUGUCAGGCAAUCAAGGGCUUCCUGAGUGGAUCCAUCUUCCAGCUUGGCCCAACGCACAGAAUGCCCAGAAUUGUGUGUGGUUCCCACCCUGAAGCUGUUCUGAAAGGCUGAAACAGAACGGAACAGAAUAGAAAACAGAGUAGAAAAUAUAGAGUAGAACAGAAAAUAGAGCAGAAUAGAAUACUUUAUUUGGCCAACUGUUUGGGUUAGGAAAGCAGGUGAGCUCUGAAUUACUUCCUAUAGUUUUUCUGGACACUCUUCCUUUGCUCCUUUAUUCUGCUUUUUUUUAUAACAUAAGCACCCAGAGAUAUUGGGAGUGUGUCAGCACUUCAACCUGCAUUUACUCUAGUGCUGACAUAAGAAGGAGAAGAAGGGGCAGCUGACAAGAGGACGCUUGACAUUUCACCUACUUAUUUUCCUUGAAGAUAAUAUCCCCUAGGAGAUGAGAGGCAGGGGGGACAUUCCUGGGAGCUUAAGUAGUAGAUAUGGGGAGAGUGAUUUGGAAGAAGGCCAAUGAGACGCAGAGAUUUGGGGAACGGAAAGGGAGGGUUUGGGGUCAGGAAGUCAGAGUUGGCUACGCCACGAUCGGGGGCAGAUUGUCGUACUUAAUAAAAUGAAAAAUUUCUUCAAAGACUGUUUGGAAAUGCAAUUUAUUUUAUUUGAGACGAUAUCGAAACCUGACAGAGUGUAUUUGUUAUGUAAAAUAAGAUGUGUGCGUGAGAGAGAUCGAUAAUAAAACCAAUCUCUAAGCAUCCCAGGGUGGCUGGUUUUGCAGAGCCUACCAAGCCCUGGAUAACCAGCCUGAAACCUCUUCCGGGGCCCCUUUCCCACCUGGCGCCGAAGAGCGGAACCGGGGCAGAGCCCAGGACUUCUUGCAGAAACUUUGCCGGGCGAGGCGGCCUCCUGGGGAGGAAAAGUCCCCGCCAGACCAGCCCCAGGUAAGGCCGUCGGCCAAGGGGGCGUGUCAAGUAUUUGCAAGCCAUUGGCACAUGUAUCAUACAGACACUAGUGGAGGCAGAAAGUGCCCCCACCCCUAUGUGCAGAGGAGGGGCUUACACUGAGUAUAAAACCCCCUCUAACCUUUCCACCAAGCUCUCUUUUACGUUUGUUCUCCAGGAGACAUGAUCUUUGAUAGGGGUAGUCACACACGCUGUGUGCCCCCUAUCCUAAUGGAUAUCAAGACAGCCUUUGUAUAUAGUUAAUAUGUUUUGUUAUAUGAAUAAAUACAUUUAUCACAUUUA
Messenger RNA from Pantherophis guttatus, 4930 nucleotides. RefSeq lists its product as uncharacterized. Gene Ontology annotation, molecular function: protein binding. Gene Ontology annotation, biological process: positive regulation of synapse assembly; axonogenesis. Lineage: Eukaryota; Metazoa; Chordata; Lepidosauria; Squamata; Colubridae. The record is from RefSeq and is a predicted model, not a curated record.